AUGACGCCGUCAGCAACAUCAGACGCACAUGGCUCUACUCAUGCGGUUGUCCCCAAUAAGAAGAAUGAGUCUAUUCUGGUCGGCAUGCGAGAUGGACUUACCGGAGAGUUUCGGCUUGUUCCAAGAAAAGAGGCGACCGUCUCAGUAUUUGACUCGAACUUCUUGGUCGGUGAUGGAAUUUGGGAGGGCAUCCGCGCCAAGCGAGGCAAAGUCCAGUUCGCCAGGGAGCACCUGAACCGGCUCUUCCAAACGGCCAAGGUCAUGUACAUGGACCUCGGGCUCACAAAGGGCGAGCUACUGACCCUCAUCCACGACACGCUCGACGCCAACGACAUGCAGGACGACGAGCACGUGCACAUCCGGCUCGUCGUCAGCCGCGGCGUCAAGGCGACGCCGUACCAGAACCCGAGCGUCAACCUCGGCCUGCCCCUCAUCGUCAUCAUCCCCGAGAUCAAGGCCGCCGACCCGGCCGCCCGCGCGCGGGGCCUGCGCCUGGGCACGACCUUUGUGCGCCGCGGCCCGCCGGACGUCAAGGACGAGCAGUGGAACCACAUCUCCAAGGCGACGGACGUGCAGGCCUGCAUCCACGCCAACUUCAUGGGCGUCGACGAGGCGCUCAUGCUCGACCAGCGCGGCUUCGUCAAGACGUGCAACUCGGUCAACUUCUUCAUCGUGCGGGGCCGCGAGGUCUGGGCGCCGACCAAGGACAACCAGAUGCAGGGGGUCACGCGGCAGAAGACCAUCGACGUCUGCCGGGCGCACGGCAUUGCCGUGCGGGAGCUCGACUUCUCGCUGACCGAGGCGUACGGCGCGGACGAGGCGUUCUGCACGGGCACGUUCCCCUCGCAGGUGCACGUUGUCGAGAUUGACGGGCGGACGAUCGGCGACGGCAAGCGCGGGGCCGUCACGGAGAAGAUUCAGCAGUUGUACACGGAGCUGGUCCAGUGGGAUGUGAGCAGGUCGCGGGAGGAGAUCAUGGCCGAGGUCGAGGCGCCUAGAGACUUGAGCUUCCUCGAGAGUCUGAAAUAG
This is a messenger RNA of Thyridium curvatum, 1029 nucleotides long. RefSeq lists its product as uncharacterized. Gene Ontology annotation, molecular function: catalytic activity. NCBI's taxonomy places the organism in Eukaryota, Fungi, Ascomycota, Sordariomycetes, Thyridiales, Thyridiaceae. The record is from RefSeq and is a predicted model, not a curated record. Gene Ontology annotation, biological process: carboxylic acid metabolic process. The transcript is spliced from 3 exons. The coding region runs from base 1 to 1029 and encodes 342 amino acids.